AUGCCCUCAAGACGACCCGCCAUCGAGACGCGCCGGUCAACACUCCACUACGAGACCUUCCCAACCAUCCCCCCUAGAAGUCGCGGUCAUCCUCCAUCCAACUCACCAGCUCGCAAUGAUGGCACUCGUUCAGAAGACAGUCGCACCCAUCGCGAGUCGCCCCUGCCGACGCGCCAGCUUAUUGUGCUGGCCGUCAUAGCGCUAGCAGAACAGACGGCACUCAACUCGAUAAGCCCAUACCUCCCGGAGAUGACCAAGUCUUUCCCCGAGGUAAAAGACGGCCAGACAGGACUAUAUGUUGGGCUGAUUGCCUCGUCGUUCGCGUUGGCGCAAUUCACCACAAACUUCUUCUGGGGCUGGUUGUCAGACAAGAUCGGACGGAAACCAGUCAUCAUAAUGGGAACCUUCCUGACCAUGUGCUGCUUCCUGGCAUUUGGCUUCUGCAGAGAACUAUGGCAGGCCAUACUUGUGCAGGCGCUCAUGGGCUUUGUCAACGGCAACUCGGGCGUUGUGUCGACAUGCUUGGGCGAGAUCACGGAUCGAAGCAACCAGUCGCGCGCCUUCACCUACCUCCCCGUCGUCUAUGGCAUCGGUGGCAUCACUGGGCCUAUCGUGGGCGGACUCUUGGUCAUGUACAAGAAUCCUUUCGCUAACAGUGAAGCGAACCCAUACCCGUACCUCCUCCCCAACCUCUUUUCGGCCCUCGUCCUCGCGAUAGACCUGGUAGUGUGCAUGCUCUUCUUGGAAGAGAGUUUGGAAGAGGCAAAGAAUCUGCCGCCAUUAGGCAAGAGGCUAGGAAAUCUGUUUUCGUGGAUGUGGCAGUUUACAAGCUCGUCACGACCGACCUACGUGCGCCGCCUGUUUGGCAAAAAGAGCGAUGAUGCACAAAACAUGGAUGGUGCAGAGGACGAUCUGGAUGAUGAUGCGUCAGAUAGCUCAGGCGAGUCUGCGCCUACGCUCUUCCCGCAUACCAGCGGCGAAGAGCUCUCACGCAAGGAAAUCCUGAACCGGGAUACUAUCCUGCUUUUAGUGACUUACUUCAUAUUCCAGUUGGCGAAUAUCUCGUACAACUCUCUAUACCCUAUAUUUGCUGAAGAGCAGCCACCUACCGGACGUGGCUUAAAACCCGAGGCUGUCGGGUUGUCCUUGUCCUUCGCAGGUGCUAUCACAAUACUGUUCCAAGUAGGCAUAUUUGGCAGGCUCAGAGGCAAGCUUGGCAACAAGAUGGCUUACAGAGUCAGCCUAGGCUUGUUCAUUGCAGCCUUCGGACUCAUGCCUUGGGUAGGUUACAAGGAGAGCCAGCCAUACAAGGGCAUUGGCUCAGGUGCUGGCUGGUUGUGGUUUGAGCUUGGCGUAGUGCUGGUGAUCAAAACGAUUGCAGGUGUCGGCGGCCUGACAGCUGCACUUCUUAUGAUCACGAACUCGGCACCGAACCACAACGUCCUCGGAACUCUCAAUGGACUUGCCCAGACUCUCUCCGCCGCCGGUCGCGCAGCUGGUCCCUUCGUUUCGGGCUCACUUUUCACAGCAGCCACCAAGAUCAAGCCCAAAGGUGAAGCUUUACCAUUCGGCAUCUUCGCUGGCAUCGCGCUUAUAGGCUUCCUUUUGAGCUUCGGCAUUCGUGGAGAAGGCCUUGAAGCAGAGGGAUGGAGCGACGAAGAAGAAGAAGAGGACGAAGAGGAGGAGGUUGGCGACGACCUGAACGAACGUACGGGUCUCAUACGGAAAUAGACCAAGAAGAACGUGUACAUAGCAUAGUACGGCUGCAUGGCAUAAGCAUCCUCUGGACCUGGACGGCCAGCAUGGCGUUUGUGAGGCGUUUCUGUACAGGCUGAGUCUACAGCUGAUACCCGUUUAUCAAGGAAAAAAAGAAAAA
Messenger RNA from Pyrenophora tritici-repentis Pt-1C-BFP, 1876 nucleotides. Its product is annotated as ProP, Permease major facilitator superfamily. The record is from RefSeq and is a predicted model, not a curated record. Gene Ontology annotation, biological process: transmembrane transport. NCBI's taxonomy places the organism in Eukaryota, Fungi, Ascomycota, Dothideomycetes, Pleosporales, Pleosporaceae. Gene Ontology annotation, molecular function: transmembrane transporter activity.